This is a messenger RNA of Alosa sapidissima (American shad), 2472 nucleotides long. Its product is annotated as alpha-2-antiplasmin-like. Gene Ontology annotation, biological process: negative regulation of endopeptidase activity. Gene Ontology annotation, molecular function: serine-type endopeptidase inhibitor activity. Bases 16 to 1323 code for a protein of 435 amino acids. The transcript is spliced from 9 exons. Lineage: Eukaryota; Metazoa; Chordata; Actinopteri; Clupeiformes; Clupeidae. The record is from RefSeq and is a predicted model, not a curated record.
UCUUAAAAUACUGAGAUGAGCUCUGGCUUUUGGCUUUCACAUUCAAGAACCAGAAUCACCAUUGACAGGAUUCCCUCCCUUUCCCAUUUAGAUUUGGCUGGGACCCCCAGGAUGGUGCUCCAUUUCACUCUGCUCCUGCUGCUCUCCCUCUGUACUCAAGGAAUGAUGGAUGAAGCUGCACCUUUUUCUCCUUCAGUGCCUCCAGGGGAGGAGGAUGAGUGUGGAGAGGUCUUCUCCCUGGAGUCCAACCACAGGGCGGUGGAGGCGUCUCUGACCAAACUGGGCCUCACGCUGCUGGAGCACCUCAAGCCAAGUCCAGAGCAACCCAAUGUACUCAUCUCCCCUCUCAGCAUUGCCCUCGCACUCUCACAGCUAGCCCUGGGGGCACAGAAUGAAACCCAAGCACAGCUUCUGAAGGCACUCCAUGCCAACGAUCUGCCUUGUUACCACAAGCUCCUCAGUGGCCUGCAGCAACACCUCAACACCAUGGCAAUACAGGUGGCCUCGCGACUAUACCUGCGCCCAGGUUUCAAGGUUAAGAAGGAGUUUGUGCAGGAAUCAUUACACCUGUACAAGUCAGAGCCCGCCCCGCUGACCGAUGUGGAAGAAGUCAACAAGUGGGUGGAGGAGGUCACACAUGGUCACAUGACCAACUUCCUGACCAGCAUACCUCGAAGUGUGGUUCUGCUGCUCUUGAAUGCACUCUAUUUCAAAGGGGAAUGGGAAUCCCGUUUUGACAAGGAGCUCACUGGCAAAGACCGGUUCUACAUCAACAGCACCACACCUGUAGAGGUGGUCAUGAUGGUGGCUCCCAAGUACCCACUGAGCAUGAUGCUCGACAAUGCACUUGGGGCCCAGGUGGCUCGAUUCAGAUUCCAGAACAAUACCAGUUUCCUGGUGGUGAUGCCCAGUGGCACAGGGUCGGAAAAUGUGUCCACAGUAGCAGCCAAGCUGAACAUCUCUGACCUCUACACUCGCUUGCCGGCUGAGAGCACCAUGCAGGUCAAAAUGCCUAAGUUUAAGCUGGAGUACAAGCAGGAGCUGCAGGAACCUCUGACCAAAAUCGGUCUGGGCUCUCUGUUCGCCUCCCCGGACCUGUCUGGCAUCACGGAAGGCCCCCUUCAGGUGUCAAGUGUACAGCACGCCUCAGCCAUCACCCUGAGCGAGGAGGGCGCAGAGGCCUCGGCCGCCACCGCCAUCCACCUGCUCCGCUCCGUGCCCAUGUUCGCCGUCAACAUGCCCUUCCUGUUUGCCCUGACUGACGACACCACACACGUGCCCCUGUUCCUGGGUGUCAUCACCAACCCCAACCCCCACAGCUGAGUGAUGGAGCGCCCGCAAAGUGACAACAUAACGCAGGGAAAGAUAGGCCACCCCCCGCAAAGCCAAUGGCCCUCUUCCCCGUAAUAAACUAAAGCUUCAGUCAUAUACAGUCCACUCAGUAUUCAGACCACUGAUAAUUCAUUUUUAUUCCUGAUACCUUUUUUAAAAAUUGCUGAUUUUUUUUAAAAAGGGAAUUUGAUGUAGAUUUAUGAUGGGAUGGGAUUCAUUUCAGUGAUUUGAGAAUGAGGAGGUUGCAAUGUAACAAAGUGUAAAAAAGUGAAGUGGUCUGUUCUCUGAAUGCAGUCUGCUUUGACCCUCUUGAAAAAGGACUGUUCUCUGUAGUCACGGGUUGAAACAGAUGGACCUGUUGAGACAACAAAAAUCUCUUCAUGAAACUCCCAUUUGGCCAAAUUCUCAAUAUCAUAUCUGUUGUUACCUCUUUGUGCAGUGUACGUAGUUGCGUGCUGAUAUCCCUGAUUUGUUCUAGUGUGUAUUAUUUUAGUUCUUUAUUGCUUCAGAGAAUGUUUCUUUUUUAAACAUGGUAACAUUUCUUUCUCAAAAGUAGUAUCUCAAGAUCAAUGAUGAAAGGUGAAUUAUGAUUAUAUGGGAGUAUUAAAAAAGAAAUGAAUCUUGUUUUGUUAUUUUCACAGAAAAUCUUAUUACCAAAUGCAAUGGUUAUUAUAAUUAUUAUAACCAAUACUAUAUUAUAAGUUCAUGUAACUCUAUAAUGUAACUAUAUUUAUUAUAAUUUAACUACAUUAUGAAAUGUUGCUUUUGUUAAUUAAAAUACCAAAGACAUCCUUGGGUAAGCAGGCAGAGGCAACUUUAAUGAUGGAUAGAAACCACAAGGCGAUUUGUAUGAAAAUAAAAAGUUCACCUGUAUAAUUCAGAGUAUACAGCCAUGAAAAUGAAGAAAUUAACCAAAUUUAAACAAACAGGCCCAACAGAUACAAGCUGUUUUUUUUUUUACUUUUUUGAAUACAGUGGAUAUUCUAUUCACAGUGAUUUUAUACAGCAUGAAAGCAUGUAAGAUAACCAUACAUUCUGGACAGCACUUACAAAAGCUGGGACGUCAAAGACGCACACGUUAGAAGCUUAAAAAAAAAAAAAAGUAAGAAAAAAGGACAAACAUAUCAUGGCUAACCUUGG